AUGGAUGACCCCGACACUAUAAGAGAUAAAGGGCCGUUUGUCAGAGUUAUGGCAGAGGUUGAAGUUAAGGAAUCUUUACCCAAAGCAAUGGUAGUUGACAUUUAUGGCACUAAUUGCGAUGUAUCUUUUGAAUAUGAAUGGAAACCAGUGGUUUGCAAACUCUGUAGUAGAGUGGAUCACACAAAAGAUAACUGUCCAAAGAAAGUGUUACAGUCCAAACCUAGAAAAACUUUGGAUAGGUGGGUGGUUAAACAAAAGAAAAAGGUGGUCGAAGGUGAGAUUGUAGACAAGAUUACUGAUAAUAUACCUGUGAAAGAUCUGCAAACAAACAAUACUAUUUUUACGAAGAACUCUUUUGCCUUGUUAGAAGAUAAUGAAGCUGUGGCCCAGGAGUUGGAAAAUGUUACUAGUCUUGUUAUGGAGGAGGUUCAAGAGGUGGAUGGUGUUGAUAUGGAGAAGGAUGAUUCUUCUGUGGUGCCAAAUAGUGUGUAUGAUGAAGAUUUGCAGGAGGAUGCAGAUAGCAGAGAUGUUGACACUACUUAUUUGACUCCAGUUAAGGUUAAGGUAGAACACCAGUGUAAAACAACAGAAAAGGAAUUGGAGAAUGUUAUUUUAUUAGAUGAUAUAACUUUAGGAGGAGGAAAACAGUCAAGGAAGAGAAACAAACCUGUUACUCCCCUUUCAAAUAGAGUGACAAGAGGAAAAAAUGUAGGCAGUGGGUCACUGUCACAACCCUUUGAAUCUUUAGGAGAUUGGAACAUUGUUCCAUUCAACUCUGAGAAGAAGGGAGGUUUGAGAAUUCCUCAAAGCAGAUUGGAUGAAUUUAAUAGUGUUAUCUAUGAUCUAAAGAUGGAUGAUAUCCCUAUUAAUAAUGGGGAUUGGUCUUGGUGUAAUAAACAAAAUCUGAGUUCAAGAAUUGAUGCCAAGCUUGACAGAGUUCUAACUAAUGAAUUGUGGCUGCAGCAAUAUUCUGAUACAAAGGCGUACUUUACUCCUACCUCAUUAUCUGAUCACUAUGGACUGAGAAUCAAUUGGCACCUCAAUUGUUCAGAAGGGCCAAAACCUUUCAAGUUCUUGAAAAUAUGGUGCAUGUAA
Molecule: messenger RNA, 1095 nt
Organism: Cornus florida
Lineage: Eukaryota; Viridiplantae; Streptophyta; Magnoliopsida; Cornales; Cornaceae
Exons: 3
Coding region: 1-1095 (364 amino acids)
Source: RefSeq, a predicted model, not a curated record